Messenger RNA from Quercus lobata, 3306 nucleotides. RefSeq names its product Prolyl oligopeptidase family protein. The transcript has 11 exons. The record is from RefSeq and is a predicted model, not a curated record. Gene Ontology annotation, molecular function: serine-type endopeptidase activity. Bases 67 to 2943 code for a protein of 958 amino acids. Lineage: Eukaryota; Viridiplantae; Streptophyta; Magnoliopsida; Fagales; Fagaceae. Gene Ontology annotation, biological process: proteolysis.
UACACCACACCAAACCAAAAAGUAGUACUACACAGCACUAAAAUAAAAAAAUAAAAAUUGAAGCCAAUGAUGCGCCUUCACAAAGUCUAUCAUCGUCUCUCUCUCCUCUCUGUCUCCGCUCGCUCUUCACCUUCCAUUUUCUCUCUCUCUCCUCCCGUUAUCCUCAAACUCCGUCCCGUUAACGCCGUUAGGUCCCUCAACUCCACCUCCAUGUCUGCCUCUAAAUUCCGUUAUCUUGUCCCUAUAAACGCCGUCGCCGCCGAAGACAGCGGUGGAGCUUCUAACGGCCCCGUUUCUUCUUCUUCUUCUACUCCUCCUCCAACUGAAAGUGAAGAUGAUUUGACGUUGGGAGUUGGAUAUCGUCUUCCUCCACCGGAGAUUAGAGAUAUUGUUGAUGCUCCACCGCUUCCUGCACUGUCAUUUUCACCACACAGGGAUAAAAUACUAUUUCUUAAGCGGAGAUCUUUGCCUCCAUUGGCAGAACUAGCAAGACCGGAGGAAAAACUGGCUGGUAUUCGUAUUGAUGGAAAAUGUAAUACUAGAAGUCGGAUGUCAUUCUACACUGGUAUUGGGAUUCAUCAAUUGAUGCCUGAUGGUACCCUAGCGCCAGAGAAAGAGCUACAUGGCUACCCUGACGGUGCUAAGAUCAAUUUUGUGACCUGGUCCCAAGAUGGUCGGCAUUUAGCAUUCAGCAUCCGAGUUGAAGAGGAAGAAAACAGUAGCAGUAAGCUUAGAGUGUGGGUUGCUGAUGUGGAAACAGGGAACGCUAGACCUUUGUUUCAGUCACCCGAUAUCUGUCUGAAUGCGGUUUUUGACAAUUUUGUUUGGGUUUAUAAUUCUACUCUGUUAGUUUCCACCAUCCCCUUAUCCCGUGGAGACCCGCCAAAGAAACCUUUGGUUCCAUCUGGCCCAAAGAUACAGACCAAUGAGCAGAAAAAUAUUAUUCAAGUUAGAACCUUCCAGGAUUUGCUUAAAGAUGAGUAUGAUGAAGAUUUAUUUGACUACUAUGCCACUACACAACUUGUAUUGGCUUCUUUAGAUGGGACGGUGAAGGAAAUUGGCCCACCAGCUGUGUAUACAUCAUUAGACCCCUCCCCCGAUGGGAAGUACCUUUUAAUUAGUUCAAUUCAUAGACCAUACUCUUUCAUUGUACCGUGUGGAAGAUUUCCCAAGAAGGUAGAUUUGUGGACAAGUGAUGGGCAAUUUGUUAGGGAAAUUUGUGAUUUGCCCCUUGCUGAGGACAUUCCUAUUGCAUUCAAUAGUGUGCGGAAAGGGAUGCGCUCUAUCAAUUGGAGAGCAGAUAAGCCAUCAGCACUCUACUGGGUAGAGACACAAGAUGGAGGUGAUGCGAAAGUGGAAGUUUCUCCACGUGAUAUAGUUUAUACAGAGCCUGCUGAGGCACUAGAAGGUGAACAGCCAGCAAUCUUACAUCAACUUGAUCUCCGUUAUGGAGGUAUUUCUUGGUGUGAUGAUUCACUGGCUCUAGUUUAUGAAUCUUGGUACAAAACGCGGCGAACAAGAACCUGGGUGAUUUCUCCUGGAUCUAAAGAUUCUAGUCCACGCAUCCUAUUUGAUAGGUCAUCAGAAGAUGUAUACUCUGAUCCUGGCUCUCCAAUGUUUCGGAGAACUCCUACUGGAACUUAUGUGAUUGCAAAGAUAAAGAAGGGACAUGAUGAUGAAAGCUAUUAUAUUAUACUGAAUGGAAGCGGUGCAACACCAGAAGGGAACAUUCCAUUCCUUGAUUUGUUUGACAUAAAUACAGGCAGCAAAGAAAGAAUAUGGCAAAGCGACAAAGAAAAGUAUUAUGAGAGUGUUGUUGCUUUAAUGUCUGAUCAGGAAAAAGGGGAUUUGUGUCUGGAUCAGUUGAAAAUACUGACCUCCAAAGAGUCAAAAACUGAGAACACCCAAUACUAUAUCCUGAGCUGGCCAGAUAAGCAAGCAUGUCAAAUUACGAAUUUCCCUCAUCCGUACCCACAGCUGGAAACAUUGCAGAAAGAGAUGAUCAAGUAUCAGAGAAAAGAUGGGGUUCAAAUGACUGCAACACUAUACCUGCCACCAGGCUAUGAUCCAUCAAAAGAUGGACCUCUUCCAUGUCUGGUUUGGUCUUACCCUGGUGAAUUUAAAAGCAAAGAUGCUGCUGGACAAGUUCGUGGUUCUCCUAAUGAAUUUCCUGGAAUAGGUGCUACAUCAGCCCUUCUUUGGCUGGCUAGAAGGUUUGCUAUUCUAAGCGGACCAACGAUUCCUAUUAUUGGUGAGGGUGAUGAGGAGGCAAAUGACAGGUAUGUAGAGCAGUUGGUUGCGAGUGCAGAGGCUGCAGUUGAGGAAGUUAUCCGACGUGGAGUGGCCCAUCCAAACAAAAUUGCUGUUGGGGGACAUUCCUAUGGGGCAUUCAUGACAGCAAACCUCCUAGCACAUGCUCCUCAUCUUUUCUGUUGUGGAGUUGCUCGCUCUGGUGCUUACAACAGAACACUUACUCCUUUUGGUUUUCAGAAUGAAGACAGAACUCUUUGGGAGGCAACAAGUACUUAUGUAGAGAUGAGUCCUUUCAUGUCAGCUAAUAAAAUUAAGAAGCCAAUAUUGCUUAUCCAUGGAGAAGAAGACAAUAAUCCUGGAACUUUAACAAUGCAGUCAGAUCGUUUUUUCAAUGCCUUAAAAGGUCAUGGUGCUCUUUGUCGCCUUGUGAUUCUUCCAUAUGAGAGCCAUGGAUAUGCUGCACGUGAGAGUAUCAUGCAUGUACUCUGGGAAACUGAUAGAUGGCUUCAGAAGCAUUGUGUGUCAAACACUUCUGAUGUAAAAGCAGAUCUUGAUGCAUCUAAAGAUGAUCUAAGCAAAGGGACUACAGAUUCAGAAAGCAAAGCAGUUGCGUCUAGUGGAGGCGGUGGUGCUGAGAUGUCAGAUCAUGAAUGUGAAGGAUUUCACUCAAUAACAAGGUCAUCAUUAUGAUUGAAUUGCUGAUCAUUGGUCAUUGGGGAAUGAAGUUGAAGCGUGAAUGGUGCACAAAUCAAAUUCAGAACAACGCAGAUAUACAUCAAUUUUACAAUAUUGAAUCCUGCUUCCAAACUGUCAUUCAUAAUUGGGACCCAAAAUGUCUCAAAUCAAAUUCAGAACAGCACAGAUAUACAUCAAUUUUAUGAUAUUUGAACGUUGCUUCCAAAGUAUAAUUCAUAAUUGAGGCCCAAAAAAUGUCACUGAUCCAAAAUUUACAUCAAUGCAUAUGGCAGGUUGCCGACGACCACUUAUGGAUUUAUUCGGAUCCGUGUUUCCUGUAUUGAUUGCUAGUGUUAAUAAAGCUUUUACUCGAAAUAA